Thermothielavioides terrestris NRRL 8126 is the source of this 1497-nucleotide messenger RNA. RefSeq lists its product as uncharacterized. The transcript is spliced from 2 exons. Gene Ontology annotation, biological process: cellular response to pH. Gene Ontology annotation, cellular component: plasma membrane. NCBI's taxonomy places the organism in Eukaryota, Fungi, Ascomycota, Sordariomycetes, Sordariales, Chaetomiaceae. The record is from RefSeq and is a predicted model, not a curated record. Bases 1 to 1497 code for a protein of 498 amino acids.
AUGCCCUAUCCAUUCGUGCUGCCGACGACUUCGUCCUUCUCCUUCUCGUCCUGCCUCGUCUGCGAAUCGCAUCCGUCGCUGCCCCUCCAAGCAAGCACUCACCGCGGCGUCGUCCGAGACUCGCUCAAGAGGUACAAACGCCUCCCCCCGGCAUCUCAGGCCCCUGCUCUCUCCGACGUCGCCGGUGCCCUCCAGUCCUAUCUCCCUUACCUCUUCGCCAUCGAUGCGGGCCUCUCCAACAAGACCAUCCACUCCGAGGAAAUCUCCGUCAUCCUGCAGACGGCCCCUCUAAUAGAAUGGCGCCCAACCCUCUCCGGCAGCCUGCUCCCCGGCCGUGAGCCGCCGCGGAUAAAGAUCCACUCGCUCGAGUACGAGCUCUUCUUCGCCCUCGCCGCCCUCGCAAACACCCACACCCUCCAAUCUCGCGCCGCCCUGCAGCCCCUCUACCAGACGACCACGGCCCCCGUCGGGACCGCCGAACGCCAAACCGCCCUCUCCACCGCGACCCGCCACCUCCUGGACGCAGCCUCCAUUUACACCUACCUCUCCGCGCGCGCCGACUGCCUUCCGCAACAACAAGGCCAGACGCCGGCCGCGCUGCCCAGCCCAGACCUGCACCCCUCGACCCUCCGCGCGCAGCGCGCCCUCGCCCUCGCCGAGGCCACCCUGCUGGCCGUGCUCAAGGACGACCCCUACCCGGCGGCCGUCGCGCGCGCGCGCAACCCGCACGACACCGAGUGGAUGUACAAGGCGCCGGACCUGCCGCGCGUGCGCGCGCACCUGUUCGCGCGCCUGUGCCUGGCCGCGGCCGAGCACGCGGCGCAGGCGCAGGCGGCCGCCGGCGCGCUGGGCGGGAGGAGGGGGUCCGGGUCCGGGUCCGGGUCCGGGUCCGCCGGGUCCGCCGUCGCCGACGGCUUCCUCAGGUACCUGGAGGACCUGCGGCGCGCCAGCCGGGCGAGGGCCUGUCGGUUCUUCGGCAUCGACGCGGAGCUCGGCGGCCAGACCGGCACGGCUAUUGCCUGGUUACGGGCCGGGUUGGCUGAGUUGGGGGUGGAGAGGAAGGGGGAUGGCGGGAAGGGUGGCGGUGGGUUGAAGGGGCUGAGGAAGGAGUGGAAUGAGAGGAGGGAGGAUAAGAAGGUGGAGCGGGGGCUGGAUUGGGGCGCGGACGGCGGCAGGCUGGAGGAGACGAGGGUGAUUGAGAUGCUGGAGGCGAAGUGGACGAAGCAAAAUGACACAAUGCUUACGCAGCCAAUACCCCCUAUCGGACCUCUGCUCGCCCAGAUGCCGUCCGGGCGCGAGAUCCACACCAUCCCGCCCUUCCAGCCGCCGCAGCUGAGUCCCGAGGUGCUGGAAGAGAUGCGGGCGCCGCCCGAUAGGUCGGACGAGUUCGGCAACUAUCCGAGCUCGGACGAGGAGACGACCGUGGACCCCUCGCCGGUCGGGGCGUCCUCGGGGAGAUCGGCAGACUAUAGAACGGGCACACCUGGAUACUUUUGA